Messenger RNA from Ornithorhynchus anatinus (platypus), 1064 nucleotides. Its product is annotated as natural killer cells antigen CD94-like. Bases 28 to 573 code for a protein of 181 amino acids. The record is from RefSeq and is a predicted model, not a curated record. The transcript is spliced from 5 exons. NCBI's taxonomy places the organism in Eukaryota, Metazoa, Chordata, Mammalia, Monotremata, Ornithorhynchidae.
AACGAGCAGGAGAGGAAUCAGGUAGAAAUGACAAUUCACACUGUUGCUGAGCUGCAAACCAGGGAAGCAGCUGGAAAGACCAAGAACCAAGCUAUGUCUUCGUGGCAACUCACCGUGAUGAUGCUUGUGAUCCUCUCCUUUAUUUUCCUUGUAACAUCCAUAGUCUUGGGAAGCUUAGGAACUUACCGCAGUCUACACACGGGAAGUUGUUACCAAUAUGGAGAGAAAUACUACCGUGUUUUUCAGCAACUUAAAACCUGGAAUGACAGCAGAGACUUCUGCAUUGCUAGAAAUUCUACUCUUCUGCAUGUAGAAAAUAUGGAAGAAUUGGAGUUCAUUCAGACUAAGCUGCAAGAAUUUUCCUGGAUCGGAUUAACUCGCCAAAGACCCACCAGCCCCUGGAUGUGGGUGAACGGCUCUGCUCUGUCUUCUGCCCUGAACAUACUGGAACCAAAUCAGAAACUCGAGAACUCCUGUGGAAUUUUGUCAAAUGAUUCUUUGCAAGCAAAAGCCUGCCAAGAUAUCAGUCACUUUGUUUGUGAAAAGAAGUCUUGUGCUUUUGCACUAGAGUAAAAAUGCCAUCAGAAAUCUUAAGGACUUCAACCACGUGGAAAGCUUCAAAAUCAACCACGUCUUCAAAUCUUCCCUGAUUGCUGUGUAUGGCAUAUGGUGUAAUAUUUAAAGUUAUUUUUCCAUGAUCUGAGCACUUUGAUCUAACCAAUGGUGUGCUAGUUGGAGGCAGGGAGGUUGGAGGAGUGAAGCUUCAGAGAACAGGGAAGAUGAAGAGUGGUAGUUAAUACUCACUAUUGCUUUCAUUACCAUCAGUGAAUGAUUCUGAGGUCCCCCUGUGUAUCAUACACCAUUAAGAAAAAAAAAUCAUGGAAUGAAAGAUUUUUUUGCCUGUUUUUAAAUGCAUAUUAUAUAACAUAUAACACACAUAACACAUAACAUAUCUGAGGAGUAAAAUUGUAUUUUCCUUUUUUUAGAUGCCUGAUUUGGUGAAUGCUAAAUUCUUAUUUGUGAAAUUCAUGUUGAUUGACAAUAAAAUUAACUCGGAAAUGAAA